Messenger RNA from Pongo pygmaeus (Bornean orangutan), 1906 nucleotides. It is a transcript of the gene LYPD6B, whose product is annotated as LY6/PLAUR domain containing 6B. The transcript has 10 exons. The record is from RefSeq and is a predicted model, not a curated record. Gene Ontology annotation, molecular function: acetylcholine receptor regulator activity. Bases 848 to 1357 code for a protein of 169 amino acids. Lineage: Eukaryota; Metazoa; Chordata; Mammalia; Primates; Hominidae.
CCCCCUCCCGCGCCCCAGGUGGCUCAGGGCGGGGAGGAGCCGCGCCCCGCCCCGCGCGGCCGCAGCCAACGCCGGCCCCAGGCGGGUGUGCUGGGAGCCUGGGCCGGGAGCCGGGUGAGGGCGCCGAGAGGCCCGGUGGGCGCGGGCGGCGAGAUUAUCGCGGAACACCUGCCCAUUAAUCUUGACCCUGUUAAAACAAUAACUGCCUGUCCAGGGUCUUGCUUUGUCACCCAGGAUGGAGUGGGCAGUGGCGUGAUCUCGGCUCAUUGCAACCUCUACCUCUCAAGAUCUGGUGAUCCACCUGCCUCAGCUUCCCGAGUAACUGGGACUACAGAAAGAGAGGAAAUUGUGAUUGGUUAAGGCAUCUGAGCCAGCCCUGGGUGUCAAGGCUGAUUACUCUGAGUGCAAACCUUUUCACUGUUACAGAGAGAAGCCUGACAACCACAUUCUCUUUCUCAAGGUUUUGAAAGAGUUGCAAAAUUUAUCAAAUGUAAAGUUGACUCAAGGAAUGGAACCGACAGAUAGGUGGUCCAGUGACUUUGGCUCAACGUGCCUCAGAACCACGGUUGAUUUAAGAAAUCCAGUGAUUCAGCACAGAGGAAACCAGCUAGCCGCAGGCACUGAGGGAAUGGGGUGCAGCCAGGCCAGCUCUGCCUGCUUGUCCUUCCUGAAUUCAAAAGGCCAUCGAGUGUUCUGCUAAAGCCCACCUGGCUAGUGCAGAGGCCUGACCAGUAGAAGGAGGUCAUUACUUACCUUUCAUCUGAUCAAAAACAAUGCAAUUUACUCGCAGGUCCUGGCCCUACACAACAGAUAUAAGAGUUUGGACUGCCCAGCACACAAGGUCAGCAUGCUGUUCCUCUGUCACACUCUCGCUAUAGCUGUUGUCCAGAUCGUUAUCUUCUCAGAAAGCUGGGCAUUUGCCAAGAACAUCAACUUCUAUAAUGUGAGGCCUCCACUCGACCCUACACCAUUUCCAAAUAGCUUCAAGUGCUUUACCUGUGAAAACGCAGGGGAUAAUUAUAACUGCAAUCGGUGGGCAGAAGACAAAUGGUGUCCACAAAAUACACAGUACUGUUUGACAGUUCAUCACUUCACCAGCCACGGAAAAAGCACAUCCAUCACCAAAAAGUGUGCCUCCAGAAGUGAAUGUCAUUUUGUCGGUUGCCACCACAGCCGAGAUUCUGAACAUACGGAGUGUAGGUCUUGCUGUGAAGGAAUGAUCUGCAAUGUAGAAUUACCCACCAAUCACACUAAUGCAGUGUUUGCCGUAAUGCAUGCUCAGAGAACAUCUGGCAGCAGUGCCCCCACACUCUACCUACCAGUGCUCGCCUGGGUCUUUGUGCUUCCAUUGCUGUGAUGCCACCAUUCCUAGGAGAGGCAGAGACCAGCCUCUAAAGCACAAGCCAAAAACUGUGUGAACGGUGAACUUUGGAGUGAAGAUCAAUCUUGCACUUGGUGAAGAGUGCUCAUUGGACCCUAAGGCAAAAGCCAGUGGUUUGCUUUGAUAAACUGUUCCCACAUGAGGCCACAGGACUGAGGAUGGGAAUUUGGUAGGGUCUGAGAAGAUGGUCUGACUUCCAGCCUUCCUGGUCAAAGAGAGCUACGUUUGGUCAGUUCUGCAGAGAGGAUCCUGGCAACUAGUCCCACCUGACUAGGCCUUUAGCUGAAAGGAUUUCUUGACCUCCUUGACUGCCUCAGAGGCUGCCAGGUCAAACCCUCUUGUUUAUGUGAUUAGCUCAGAGCAUCUCUAUGAAAUCUAACCCUUCCCCUCACGAGAAAGCAGUUUUCCCCACCAACAGUGUAGUCAAUGAGAAAGGCAACUGUGAGACGAAAACUUCCAGUUGAACUAAUGUGAAAUCUAUUUGCUAAUUGUGGGGGGGAAAUAAAGCUUUUAAAUUAUACAAUG